AUGUCUCAGCGCCUCCACCAUCGCCACCGCCGCCACCUGACCUCGGAUGGUAUGCCACAAGAGAGGCAGAUCUCUUCAGCGCCUUGUUGGCCUCACUUUUUCACCAUGAGCGGCGGCGGCGUCACUAGGGUUUCGAUUCCGCACAACGCUCGGAUGGUAAUUCAAGAAAUCAAAAAGACCAUAGGAUCCAAGAACAUCGAUGGGUUCGUGUACACAACGUCAAAGACUGUGAUAUGGAUCCUAAGGAAGCUAACAAGAAAGGGAUAUGGUGUUACUAAUCACCAAGAGAGGGAUUCAAGGCUAAUCGUUACAGUUGAUUCUGGAAACGUAAACAAUGGUGCACAUGUGGCAAAUUCUGUUUCCAAUGGCAAUGGUACAUUGGCUGUAUCUAAUGGGAGCUACAGUGAUAAGGUUGCACUUGCACCUGAAUCAUCUUCUACUUCAGAUACUGUUGUGGUUUCCUCUAAGAUCACUUGUGCUGUUGGUACUAUACAAUGUGAGAUUGUAAAAUGCAGUGGCUCUACUAAAUCAAAUUCCAGACUUCCAGCUGGAACUGGAAUUAAGUUGAAGGAAUUGAGAUCUCUGAAGCCUCUUUCUUUAUCGGCUGUCAGUCCCAAUAAGGAUAACCAGCCUCCUCAAUUAUUACAUGAGCCUGUAUCUGGUUGUGGUGAAAAGGGUGUAGAAAAGUCAAGGCAUCAGGCUGUUAUUUUCCCUAAUCAUCUCCAAGUCCCUGAAAAUUAUAAAAGUCAGUUGACAUUUGGAGGUUUCGACGAGGGUGUAGAAAAGUCGAGGACUUUUGCAUCGGCUGGACCAGUUGGGAUGGCUAGGGGUUUCUUUCUCUGUUUGUCUUGGCACAUACACACAAACCACUACUACUCACCCUUUCUUUCUCUGUCUAGGGCUAUGAAUAUCCACAAAAGUUACAUGAUAAUUUUUUACAGGUUACCAUCAAACCCAAGUAGCUUCCAGUCAUUUUGUAAAUCAAGUUAUUCAUCUCUAAUCGGAUAUCUAAGAACUCGGAAAAACCGUAUCAAUGUGAUUUCAAAUUGUUGGUUGGCUGCUAUAAGCGUUCUAUUCUCAGCAAGAAAUUUACAGAUAAGUGAAGCAAUAUAG
This is a messenger RNA of Lactuca saligna, 1113 nucleotides long. Lineage: Eukaryota; Viridiplantae; Streptophyta; Magnoliopsida; Asterales; Asteraceae. The record is from the annotation of a GenBank genome assembly.